AUGCCGCGAAAGGGCGGAAAAAGAAAGCCACCGUUGAAGAAGCCAACGCUCGGGCCUGCUUUGGAUUCGUAUUUCAAUGACGAUGAACCAAAGCCUCGAGGAAGGAAACGAAAGCCGACUGAGCCGGUCGUUGACCUGAAAGGAGAAGCGAUUCGAUAUGAGACUGACGAGGAAUGCAAAGAAAGGUAUUACUCAGUGAUCGAACAAACGUUGCAUGUGAUGGGCGACGAACCUCGACCGCAUCCCGAAAGUGUUGAUCUUGCGUUUGGAGUGGCAAGUUCAUCGAUCAGCUACUUGCUUCAAGAUGUCACACCUAGAGCAGAAAACGCACUGCAACAAAUCCUUCAGCGCAUGAAGGCACGCCCCGACUUAAUUGGACGCUUGUUAAGAUAUACAGAGGUAGUGGGAAAUCUUCGCUCCUUGAAAGCUAACAACUCGCAAGCUUUCAAUGCAAACAACGAAUUUGACGAUGAUAGUGAAGCUUUUCAAGGCAGCACGAGCACAAAUUAUCUGCAAGAGCUUGCAUCGGCGAUCGAUGCGCUAAAAUGGGAAAAUUUUGACGCUCAACAAUUAAUGAUGAUGGAGGAUCCAGUUAGUGCGCAAAGGCUCGAGAAACUUGCAGCGAGAGUAAAAGAUAUGGAGAUGGAUGAGUACGAGGCAUUAACGAGCGCCCGUCAGGCCACCUUUUGGACACUAGGCUUUGAUUUAAACAUCAAGAAAAGUACCAUCGAGAGGAAAUCGUUUCUGAAUUGGAUUGGCUGGGAGGAAGCACCGCAAAUUAUCGUCUUUGUGUUGAACUUUGUCGCGAAAGAAACCGUUAAACAGUUAGCCGAUUUUGCGUCUCGUGUGAUCGAGAUGCAAAGGGACAAAGGAGAGCCGGUGAUUCCAUUUGACCCAUCGAUUUAUCGCAUGGCUUUCUUCCGGAGUGCGCGAGCAAGGAAUGGCGACUUCAUGUUUGGCGCAUUGCCCAACGUCGAU
Mesorhabditis belari is the source of this 978-nucleotide messenger RNA. The record is from the annotation of a GenBank genome assembly. NCBI's taxonomy places the organism in Eukaryota, Metazoa, Nematoda, Chromadorea, Rhabditida, Rhabditidae.